Trichechus manatus latirostris (Florida manatee) is the source of this 1361-nucleotide messenger RNA. Its product is annotated as TNFAIP3-interacting protein 1. The record is from RefSeq and is a predicted model, not a curated record. The transcript has 8 exons. Gene Ontology annotation, molecular function: mitogen-activated protein kinase binding. The coding region runs from base 367 to 1305 and encodes 312 amino acids. Lineage: Eukaryota; Metazoa; Chordata; Mammalia; Sirenia; Trichechidae. Gene Ontology annotation, biological process: negative regulation of canonical NF-kappaB signal transduction; regulation of transcription by RNA polymerase II; cellular response to lipopolysaccharide.
CCUAUGGGGCAGUUCUACUGUCCUACAAGGGUCGCUAUGAGUCAGAAUCGACGGCAACGGGUAACCAUGGUGCUUUAUAUUUAGUAUCUCAUUUAAUCUUUCCAGCGACCCUAGGAGGUAAGCACUAUGAGUAAUUCUAAUUUUCAGAUGAGAAAACUGAGUCCCAAAGAGGUUAAGAUUUGCCCCAAACCAGUAAGGCUUGAACCUUGGGGCCUGUGCCCUGUCUGCUGACCAAGUCUGCUGUCCUGGCUGUGUCCUGGGGAAAUGAAUGUGAUUGGGGACUGACACUUCAUAGGAGCACUUGAUCAUGCCCCUCUGGAAGCUGCAACUCCAGGCGGGCACCACGGCAGGGGCUGAGCCACCCCCAUGGAAGGGAGAGGACCCUACCGGAUCUACGACCCUGGGGGCGGCGCGCCUCCAGGAGAGGCAUCCGCAGCUUUUGAGCGCCUAGUGGAGGAGAAUUCCCGGCUGAAGGAAAAAAUGCAAGGGAUAAAGAUGUUAGGGGAGCUUUUGGAGGAAUCACAGAUGGAAGCGUCCAGACUCCGGCAGAAGGCAGAGGAGCUGGUCAAGGACAGUGAGCUGCUCCAGCAACCCUCUUCCUCCUUGGCCUCGUUUGAUCACCUGGCUGAGCUCACAGGAAAGGACACAAAUGUCCCAGCACCUCCCGCUGACGGUGCACACCCCAGUGACAAGCCAGAGCCGGUCCCAAAACCUCCAUCCAGUGGCACUUCCUCUGAAUUUGAAGUCGUCCCUGCUGAGGAGCAGAAUUCUCCACCAGAGAGUGGUGGCAGCACCAGGAACACAAUGCAGGAGCUGGGCCCCCUGCCCCGCGAGGACGGCAACCUGAUGCUGCACCUGCAGCGGCUGGAGACCACUCUGAGCGUGUGUGCCGAGGAGCCAGACCACAGCCAGCUCUUCACCCAUCUGGGCCGCAUGGCCCUCGAGUUCAACCGGCUGGCCUCCAAGGUGCACAAGAACGAGCAACGCACCUCCAUCCUGCAGACCCUGUGUGAGCAGCUUCGGAAGGAGAAUGAGGUCCUGAAGGCCAAGCUGGACAAGGGCCUGGAACAAAGGGAUCAGGCCACUGAGAGGCUUCGGGAGGAAAAUAUGGAGCUCAAGAAGUUGUUGAUGAGCAGCAGCAACAAAGAGGGUGCCUCCAGGCAGCCAGACUCCCCAAAGAUGGAAGGCACAGGGAAGAAGGUGACGGCCGGCCAGCAGCAGGUAUGUGGUCAGAAAUUCUUCUCAGCACCCUUGAUGCUGGUACCCAGCCUCUGUUUGUUCACUGUGGGAAGGUUCUGGUUGUGAGAUGGCUUUUCCUUAGCUUGGCCUGACGUCCACCUCCUUGGAGCUUCCACUCCUCA